GUCUCUCUGCCGGAACUUCCGGCCGUCGGGGGGGGAGGUGAUGUUUUCUAUGGUCGGAAGCAGCCGCACGAAUCUCCUGGGAGAAGAAGAAGAGUACGGGAAGCCCGUGGUCGGGGUUCUGGUUACGCGCACGUCUGAAUGGGCUGCAGCGCGUGACACGGAAGGCCGCUCUGAGUGAGUGGGCGACGGGAGCCACCUCCCGCCUUAACAACGUUUGCUAGUUAGACGCCACGUGUGGAUACAGUGAACAAUUUUCUGGAAAAGAAACCAUUUUCAUAAUCUUUGAAGAAACAGAUCCAGUCUCCGAAAUGGUGGUUUUUACAUGCAACAGUUGUGGGGAAUCUGUGAAGAAGGGGCAGGUUGAAAAGCACGUGAAUAUGUGCCGGCAUUGUGAAUACCUUUCCUGUAUGGAUUGUGGCAAAGAUUUCUGGGGCGACGAUUAUAAAUCUCACGUGAAGUGUGUGAGUGAAGACCAGAAGUACGGUGGCAAGGGAUAUGAAGGCAAAACUCAUAAAGGAGAUGUGAAACAGCAGGAAUGGAUGCAGAAGAUUCAUGUAGCAAUGGAAAAAACAAACAUUAACCCCAAAGUUCGAGAUAUCUUACAGCAAAUGUAUGCCUUUGACAAUAUUCCAAGGAAAAAGGGAAAGUUUCAGAACUGGAUGAACAACAGUUUGAAAAUACAUAAUGCUAUUCUACAAGAUCAGGUGUGGGAUAUCUUUUCAGAAGCCACUAAAAAGGAACCAAGUGAAAAACAGGAGAAGGGGCCAGUUGCAGUUGGAAAUCAGAGUGAAAAAAGUGACGUUGCGUCAAGGCUCUGUGAAGAGGAUGCAGCAAACACAGGACCAUCAGCAAAAAACAAGAGCAGAAGGGAGCAAAGAGAAGAGAGGCGAAAGGACAAGAAGGAGAAGAAAGAAUUACGUCUACAAAGUCAACAGGACAGCUUACAACCUUUAAAAGUCAAAAAGGCUAAGAAAAAAAAGUGGGAGGAAGAGGACGAGAAAGUAUUUCAGAGCAGUUGUACGAAGGUGACAAAGAAAAAGCGACAAGCGAUUGACGCAGAAGCGAACGGCUGCGGCCUUCUUGCAGAAAAGGCAGCAGGGCCCAAGGCCAAGAAAUGCAAGUACAUCCCCUCAGGAGAGGAGUCUUGCAUUGAAGUAAAUAGGAUUAACUUUCCAGGAUCUGAAGAAAAUGAGGGGGAACAUCAAGGUAAAUUCAAUUGGAAAGGAACCAUAAAGGCAGUUCUGAGGCAAGCACCUGACAAUGAAAUCUCAAUUAAGAAACUAAGGAAAAAGGUUUUAGCCCAGUUUUAUGCUGUCGCAGGUGACCAUCAUAAGUCUGAAGAGGAAAUUCUGGCCUUAUUUAAUAAGAAAGUCAACAAUAAUCCUAAAUUUAAAGUUUUAAAGGAAAAGGUUAGGUUUGUGAAAUAGCUUUAUGUUCAAAUGAUCUAAUUUUGCACAGUAUGCCCAGUUUUACAAUCAGAUGUGAAAUGGUGGCUUUCAAUUGUUUUGAUACUUAUGUCAGCAAAAACCUUACUGUAUUUGACUAGGAAUUGUCUUUUACCUGCUGCUUCAAAUGAUGCAACAUAUUUGUUACUUUAAAAUUUUAUAUUUUUGUAAAAGAACAAAUAACUCCAUUAAAAUCUUGCUUGAAGUA
Molecule: messenger RNA, 1653 nt
Organism: Sphaerodactylus townsendi
Lineage: Eukaryota; Metazoa; Chordata; Lepidosauria; Squamata; Sphaerodactylidae
Gene: LYAR
Product: Ly1 antibody reactive
Exons: 9
Coding region: 309-1427 (372 amino acids)
Biological process (GO): negative regulation of transcription by RNA polymerase II; rRNA processing
Cellular component (GO): nucleolus
Molecular function (GO): DNA binding
Source: RefSeq, a predicted model, not a curated record